Molecule: messenger RNA, 1986 nt
Organism: Candidozyma duobushaemuli
Lineage: Eukaryota; Fungi; Ascomycota; Pichiomycetes; Serinales; Metschnikowiaceae
Exons: 1
Coding region: 1-1986 (661 amino acids)
Biological process (GO): intracellular iron ion homeostasis; transmembrane transport
Cellular component (GO): vacuolar membrane; endosome
Molecular function (GO): siderophore-iron transmembrane transporter activity
Source: RefSeq, a predicted model, not a curated record
AUGUCAAAAGUUGCAACCAAUACCUCCUCAGAUGGAGACGAAAAGGCUGCCAGCAGGCUGUCCAGAGAAUUGACAAAGCAGAACACUGCUUCCUCUGCAGACUCCGAUGACUCCAAGGUUUUGACCAAGUCGUUUGGUAUCAGAAAACAGGAGCUCAUGAUGGAGCAGCUUGACAACUACUUCCUCAAGGGCUUCUACUUCUUUUCCAUUUUUGUGGGAAUGUACGUCUCGAUCGUGGAGUCGGAUGUCUCGAGGGUGUUUAUCGGCUACGCCACAAGUGACUACAAAAAACACUCGCUUAUGUCCACCAUCUCGCUUAUCAGACAGGUUGUUGCAGCCAGUUCUUUGCCUGCUUAUGCCAGGUUGUCGGACAUUUUCGGUCGUUUCGAGCUUUUCUGCUUUGGAUUGCUCUUGCGUAUCAUUGGGCUCAUCGUGAUGUGCCAGGCCGAUACCGUUGAGAAAUACGCUGGCGGUAUUGUGCUUUAUGGAUGUGGUUUCGCAGGUGCCAGGAUUUUGUUCCAGAUCAGUGCCCAGGAUGCCGCUUCUUUGCGUGCUAGAUUAUUGGCCAUUGCUACCAUUUCCUUGCCCACCAUCAUCUCCACAUGGUCUUCUGGUGAAAUUGUCUCUGCUGUGUUGCACAGAUACAGCUGGCAGUUUGGUAUCGGGAUGUGGGCUUUCACGUUUCCCUUGGCCUGUGUUCCGUUCUUGUCUUGCUUCGUUUACAUGAAAUGGAAGGUUCACAAGCUUCCAGAGUGGAAGGCAUUGUGCAAAGAGGAGAAGGAGAGCCAGGUGGAGCUCAAUGCUGCUCAGGAAAAAAAUAGACAGUAUCUUGCAAACGGAGGCUCUAAGUUCAAGGGAAACCUCAAAAAAGCAUGGACAUGGACUGCGUUCAAGGCUCAUCAGACCUUCUGGGAAGUCGACAUCAUGGCCUGUUUCUUCAUUGUCGCCAUUUUUGGCCUUAUUUUGGUUCCCUUGACUUUGGCUGGUGGAACCCACGCUGAGUGGAAAAAACCAGACAUUAUCGUUCCUGUGGUGCUUGGAUUUUGCCUUGUUCCUGUGUUUGUGGUAUGGGAAAUGAAGUGGGCUAAAGUCCCUUUGGUGCCUUUCCCUGUAUUGAGAGACCGUGGUGUCUGGGCUGGUCUUGGAAUCGGUGUUUUAAAUACUUUUGCCUCGAGCAUUCCUAGUGAAUACGCUUAUGCUAUUCUUUUGGUUGGUAUGAACGCCAGCGAGGUUGUUGCUACAAGAACACCGCUGUUCAGCUCCUUCGUUUCCUCGAUUGUCUUGCCUAUUCUCGGUUUGGUGAUUGUCAAGGUCAGAAGAACCAAGGGCUUCAUUCUUUUCGGAAACUGUAUGUUGUUUGUUGCCAUGGGCUUGUUUGUUCAUUUCAGAGGUGACAACGACGGCAUUAACGGAAAAUACUUCAGAGACGGUCUUGCGGUGGCUUUCUGUAUCGACGGUUUUGCUACCGGUUUCUUCAUGAGACCAGUUGGUGUGUCGAUUCAGUCUUGUACCAACUACGAGUACAUGGCCACUGUGACUGCCUUGUUUGCAGCCAUUUACAAAAUCGGUGGUGCCAUUGGAACCUGUGUUUCUGGUGCCAUCUGGACACAAAAGAUGUACCCUACCAUUUACUCCAAAAUGGAGCAGCUAGGCGUUGACACAUCUCUUGCAAAACCAGCUUACCAGUCGCCAUACAAGUUUAUUGUAAAGCACACCUGGGGUACACCAGCUAGAAGAGCCGUGGUGCUUGCUUAUGCUGAUUUGCAGAGACAGCUUUGUAUUGUCGCCAUCUGUCUUUUGGUGCCUUUGCUCGUUUUUGUGUUUUUGUUGAGAGACCACAAGUUGGGCGAUGAAAUGUCCCUUGAGGAUGUGGAAGAUGUUGAAAAGGGUAAGAAUGGAGCAGAGAGAAAGAAGGCUACGGUCAUUUAUACCAACGACCACGAUCCUAUCAUGAACCUCUGCAAGAGAAUCAUCGGAAGAAAGUAA